Solea senegalensis (Senegalese sole) is the source of this 2543-nucleotide messenger RNA. Its product is annotated as insulin-like growth factor-binding protein 2-B. Gene Ontology annotation, cellular component: extracellular region. Gene Ontology annotation, biological process: regulation of insulin-like growth factor receptor signaling pathway. NCBI's taxonomy places the organism in Eukaryota, Metazoa, Chordata, Actinopteri, Pleuronectiformes, Soleidae. Gene Ontology annotation, molecular function: insulin-like growth factor II binding; insulin-like growth factor I binding. Bases 81 to 884 code for a protein of 267 amino acids. The record is from RefSeq and is a predicted model, not a curated record. The transcript has 4 exons.
GGUUCCUGAGGUUCAAACUCUGAGCUCCCAGCAGUCAUUUUGGAUUUCAGUAGUCACUAAUAAACCAAGCAGUCUGCAGAAUGGUCAUAUAUUUUACAUGCGGGCUCCUGCUUGCAUACUUGGCCUUGCCUGGAACCUCACUCGGGGAUUUGGUUUUCCGAUGUCCAAGUUGCACCGCAGAGCGCCUGGCCGCGUGCCCCAAAGUCACAGCCGUCUGUGCGGAGAUAGUGAGGGAGCCCGGCUGCGGCUGCUGUCCCAUGUGUGCCAGGCUGGAGAGAGAGAACUGCGGGGUCUACACGCCCAGGUGCUCCACCGGCCUGAGGUGCUACCCAACCCUGGGGCCUGAACUACCACUGCAGCAGCUCAUACAGGGUUUAGGUCAAUGCCAGCAAGUGGGGGAAUUAGACAGCCUCGACCACCAAGCAACAAACGAGGUGCACGGGACUGAAAAUCCACUCACCAAGAGACCUCCUCCGGACGCUUGGCUGUGGCAAGAAUCCGCCAGGAAGCAACACUCGAAUGAGCGCAAAACCAAGAUGAGGGUAAAUCAAGUGGAGGACACGCGGACCCAGACAGCGCCGCAGGGUGCCUGUCAGGAAGAGCUGGACAACGUCUUACUGGAGAUUUCCAGAAUGACCUCCGAGGAUAACAGAGGCUCACUGGAGAACUUGUAUCUGAUCAGAUUUCCAAACUGUGACAUACAUGGACUGUACAACCCCAAACAGUGCAACAUUUCCACCCACGGCCAGCGGGGCGAGUGCUGGUGCGUCAAUCCCUACACCGGUGUCCAGAUCCCGGCAACGCCCAGAAUCAGAGGGGACCCCAACUGUUACCAGUAUCAAGAGGACUUCGUAGAAUUGCCCACUGAAGCCACCUACCGCUAGUUGAGCCCAUACAUCAGACAAUCACGUUUUUGUGACAGAAACACGUCAAUCCGUCUCUCAUUGGCUUCCCCCACUUUGUCCGUGGGACUUAAACCCAUUUAUACCAGCUAAAUAUUUUACAUUUUUAAGACAAAGCAACAAAUCUCUUAAAAAAAAAAAAGGUCCUGCCUCUAUAUAUGUGUUUUUUUUUUGCAAAAGUCACACUUGUGUGUGCUUUAAAGCUGCUUGAACAGGACAGCAAAAACGAGCUAUAAACAAUAUUUACAUUACGAUCAUUUCAUGCAUUUUCUGUCACUUUGUCAACUGUAUUUGGAAAUAACUUUUGUCCAAUGUUAAAUUUUGUUUUAAUUUUUAUUCCAGUCUAAGAAAGAUGACUCAUUCUUUGCUAAAAAGUCUGUCUGGUAUUUAGUGAACAGUGGGAGAUCACAGCUAUGGGGCUGAAAACAGCUGCCCACUGCAGUCGGACGCCAAGUGGACGAGAGCGGGAAGACUUGAAGUGAAGCUGUAGACCAGAAAAAGAUCUAAUGAAAAAUGAACAAUGAGCUAAACAAAGGCUUUUUCACUAUAAGCAACUAUUAACACAGUCACUUGAGUUGAGGUCAUAGUUAUAGCAGUUGCUGUACUAAUGGUGGAGCCGGGGUUGCUACUGAUCACAGUGGGAGCUGUGAUCAGAAUCAGCCAGCCAUAUUUACACACUUGAAAACAUACAGUUUAUUGCUUGUCAGGUGCACCGGGCAUGUGCAUGCCAGUGUAAACAGGAAGCCGAUUCUCUCCUCUGUAGUAAACUCUCUGCAUAGUUUUAGAAAUGACUACAAACGACAAAGCGCGACAAGAGCAAGAACGACAAGAGCAAGAAAUUCCCUUUCCGUUAACAGAUUAUGAUCAAUUUGCAUCCAGAUAAAGCAGCAUUGUCAAACUUGAAAUAUGACGAAAAGCAGGCACAUCCGGAGCAGAAUGAAUGCAUUCUAAAAAUUCUUACAAAUGAAAAAAGGGUGGUAUGCCUCUUUCGCCUCGAGCUAAGCUGAGAGUGUUGCAGGCGCUCCUUAUUCUCCUUCGACAUGUCAAAUAAAAUAAAUGUUAUUUACAACUUACUGUAGUCGCUGAUGUAGACUCUAUUCAUGGUGCUUUUGCAAGGUUUCAUCACACUUUUAUUUUUAUUUUUUUACUGAUCAUGUCAUGUAAUAGUGCUUAUGAGAGUGCCCUGAUUCCCUCACACAUGCAGAUUGGAGACUCUGAGGUGUGAAUGUCGUCACUGUGGUGGUGACCUCCUGCCUCUCGCCCAACAGUUCAGCUCAGUAAUAUUCAGAAUGUAACGUAUGAAGUGUUUUCUUUGCUGCGAGAGUGUCUGCAGUAGCUUGUUCCUUUGCUUUCGUAGCACUUUCUUCUUUAUGACACUUUACAAUAAAAGCAUCCGACAUGUCAAUUCAACUCGUGAACGCACCCGCUAUGGGUUUGAUCGGCUGCCGAGAGUUGGUCUUCUUGCUCUUAUCAACACUUGUCAAUUCCAAGUAAGUGUCAGUGAAGACAAAUUACACCUACGCUAAUAAAAGUGAAAGUGCUGGGUGGCUUCACUGCUCCUACUAUCACUGCUUUGUGUGCAGAAAUGCAUGUUGCUGGGGUUACUAAUGAAGUGUUGACAUGGGGAGGGAUUACGAUUGA